GAAUCAAUGGUAAAAGGACUCCAUGUGGUACAUUGACUGCAGAUAGGAAUCCAUAUAGGAGGCUUUGCCAAAUUGUUAUGAAAGCCAAACUGAGCUCCUUUCCAAACCCAGGUUAACCCAACACCACAGCCCGAGCGCCAGAGAAGGAGACCGACACAUGGUAAGUAUGAGAUGGGAGCUCUCUCUUGCUCUCUCUUAUAUAAUCGUCCGUCCUUACCGUUCACUGUUGUAUUGUAGAUCGAAUGAUGUCUAGAUAACCACAGUGUGUGAUAUUUACUGUUUAUGGACAAACACAGGCAGUUCACGGACCCUUCUUCAGACAGCCACAGGUAGUAACAAUGAUGUGGAUGCUGCUCAUAGUCCUAGGUAUGUGUGGAGGACGUGCCAUGGGCUGGACAUAUCAUUUCUCCACAGAGAUCAUGAACUGGACCAUGGCAAGAGAGUGGUGUCGGAUUAACAACCACACAGACAUGGUAGUCAUCCAAAACCAGGAAGAGAAUAAUUACCUACGCAACGUCUUGCCUGAUAAAACUGGGUCUCCGUAUUACUGGAUCGGAAUCAAGAAGAUCAAUGGAAACUGGACAUGGGUCGGAACUAACGGAACGUGGGUUGGGAAUUAUUCCUGGGCACCCAACGAGCCCAAUAACAAACUGGGUGAGGAGUGUGUUGAGAUGUACGUCAACAAAGGGAACAGCGAGAAUAACGGGAAGUGGAACGAUGAUAAGUGCUCAAAUCUCAAAUACCCGCUAUGCUACAGAGACCAGUGCAGCCAAACAUCAUGCAAGGGACAAGGGAGAUGCUUGGAGACCAUCAACAACUUUACCUGUGUGUGUGAACCUGAGUUUGAGGGACACAGUUGCCAAACAGCUAAGGGAUGUGAGCCCUUAUGUCUACCCGAUGGGUUUGUGAACUGCUCUGCUGUCAACUCCACCUGCCGGUUGAGCUGUGAGAAGGGGAGCCUACUGCUGGGAUCCCCAGAAGUCAGCUGUAGCACGGACAGGGUCUGGACUGGGGUCUGGGGCGAUGACAUCUGGAGCAGGAUCUGGGUCUGGAGCGGACAAAGGCCAAUUUGUGCAAGUUAUCAGCAUGUUCUAAUGGUUGUAGCUGCUGGUUGGAUGCUCUCAAUGUCCUGCUGCAUCUGCUGUUGUUUCAAUCGCAGAAAAAGAAAGAAGCAUGCCCAACUAAGGGAACCAGAGGAGGGUGUGACGUCCUCCAACGAGACAGGGGACAACUGAUGGAACGCUGACACUUCAUUAAUUAUGUCAUAGUCGACCUAUUAUAUCAACAUACUGUGUGGAUUAGUCCUCAUCAAACAUAACAUAAUCGUUAGAAUGAUGUUACUGUAUGUUAUGUGAAUUCUACAAGUUCAACAGCUUUGUGUAAGAAAAGUAAAUAAAACUAUUUUAGCUCUCUUGAUUUUGGGGUUCAGAGUGUAUAUGGGGUAAAUCAGUGUACGUGGGAACAAAAUCCUUUUUCUUCACACUUCGAGCACUGGGCGUGAGUGUGUAUGCGUUCCUAUAAAUUGCAAAGGAAGUCACAAUAAAAAAAGAUAUGUUCUUAACCUUUUACUGCAGUGGGCUAAAUCAGGGUGACACAGAGUGUUUCUUGGUAGUCUUAAACAAAUCUACUUUGAAACUAAAGUAUACUCCUCACACACGGGUA
This is a messenger RNA of Salvelinus sp. IW2-2015, 1662 nucleotides long. RefSeq names its product L-selectin. NCBI's taxonomy places the organism in Eukaryota, Metazoa, Chordata, Actinopteri, Salmoniformes, Salmonidae. The record is from RefSeq and is a predicted model, not a curated record.